AUGGCAUCGCCUGAUAAUCAACAUCUGUGGUCAAAAAGAGACAAUCUGAAGUUAUUGGAAUGCAUGAAGAAUAUUAUCCCCUCGGAUGACUCCAGAGGAUUCAAACAAACCCUGGAAGACCUAGACUGGAACAAAGUGGCUUUUGGGCAGUUUUCGGGAGAAAUGUGCAGACAGAAGUGGACGAAGAUCUCCCAUUGUCUGAGGAAGUCCCGCACACUGUCAGAGUUACUGCUGGAAGCCUCCGAAUAUGUCAAACAAACUCCCAGAAGUAAGGCAAUCGAGAAGCAUCCCGACUUCCCCAAAAGACCCCUGACUGCCUAUCUGCGCUUCUACAAGGAGCAUCUGGAGAAAUACUCUCAGAUGUAUCCCAAGUACAACAGCCGACAGCUGACCAAAAUCCUGGCUGAGAAAUACAAGCAGCUGCCACAGGAGAUCAAGGACAGAUAUAUUCAGGAGUUCCAGAAGGAGAAACAAGAAUUUCCGGAAAAACUGGCUAAAUUCAAGGAAACUCACCCUGGUAUAGAGUAUUAUAAGAAAUAUAGAGUGUCCACGAGCCCCCAAACUAAAGCCCCUAAGAAACCACAAGGAGAUAUGAAAAACAUAAGGUCUCCUCUAGAAACAGAAUUUCCCAAAACAUUUUCUACAGUGAUAAAAUUUCAGGGAGAACCCAAGAAACCCCCUAUAAAUGCAUAUCACAAAUUUCACCAAGAUUCAUGGUCAAGUACGGAGCUGCAGCAUCUACCCUUAAGGGAACGUUGGGUUGAGAUUAGCAGACGGUGGCAUCAAGUCCCAGGGAGCCUGAGAGAGCAUUAUAACCGUCAGGUCGAAGAGUUACAGAAAGAGUACUGGGUGGAGAUGGACCUCUGGCUCAAGGGAUUGUCUCCCGAGGAAGCCACCGCAUAUCGAGAGGCAAAAGCCACUUGUGGUAAGAGAAAGAACUUGGCCAUGUCUGGGGGCAGAAGCCCCAAAUUUGGAGAAACAGAGCAUCAGUCCACCUCAGCAACGGAGGGGCUCCAAUCCAGUUCUGGAGAAGGGCUGCUACCUCCUGAAACAGAUUCCUCAGAGACUAUUCAGGGCUAUGAUGGUGGCUCCCAGGCAGGCGGGCAGAAUAUGAUGGAAAAUGGCAAAGAGGAAGACCCCAUCGGCUCCUCGGACUCUUCUAGCAGCUCCUCGGACUCCUCUAGCAGCUCCUCGGACUCCUCUAGCAGCUCCUCGGACUCCGCUAGCAGUGAAGAUGAAGAUGAUGGGCACGUUCCUUAG
Alexandromys fortis (reed vole) is the source of this 1260-nucleotide messenger RNA. RefSeq names its product upstream binding transcription factor like 1 (gene Ubtfl1). The transcript has a single exon. The coding region runs from base 1 to 1260 and encodes 419 amino acids. Lineage: Eukaryota; Metazoa; Chordata; Mammalia; Rodentia; Cricetidae. The record is from RefSeq and is a predicted model, not a curated record.